AUGGAGAUCAGAGACGGAUGUGACAUAGUUGACUGUAUAGCUACAUUUGCAAGACGCCGCCAAAGAGGCGUUUGCGUUAUGAGCGGCACAAGAAGCGUCACUAACGUCACUAUACGUCAGCCAGGAACGCCACCUGGAUCGGUGGUUAGCCUCCACGGCCGGUUCGAAAUCCUUUCCCUCUCUGGAUCUUUCUUGCCCCCUCCUGCCCCGCCUGCAGCCACCGGACUAAGCGUUUACUUAGCCAGAGGACAAGGUCAAGUGGUUGGAGGUAGUGUGGUUGGAUCCUUAUUGUGUUCAGGUCCUGUGGUGGUUAUGGCAGCGUCUUUUAGCAAUGCUGCGUACGAGAGGUUGCCGUUGGAGGAAGAUGAGAUGCAAACGCCUGUACACGGCGGUGGAGGAGGUGGUGGUAGAAUGUGA
Messenger RNA from Eruca vesicaria subsp. sativa (arugula), 417 nucleotides. NCBI's taxonomy places the organism in Eukaryota, Viridiplantae, Streptophyta, Magnoliopsida, Brassicales, Brassicaceae. The record is from the annotation of a GenBank genome assembly.